Messenger RNA from Aspergillus tanneri, 279 nucleotides. RefSeq lists its product as uncharacterized. The transcript is spliced from 2 exons. The record is from RefSeq and is a predicted model, not a curated record. The coding region runs from base 1 to 279 and encodes 92 amino acids. NCBI's taxonomy places the organism in Eukaryota, Fungi, Ascomycota, Eurotiomycetes, Eurotiales, Aspergillaceae.
AUGCAGGAAGCGGAGGAAAAGAAACACCGGAAAGAGGAGGAAAAGGCAGCAAAGGAAGCUGCUAUACAGCUUCAAAAUGAAAUUAAUCUGGCCAACCAGGACAAGAAGAAUAUCAAGAAGCCUUCUACUGCAGAAGAAAUUGAAGAUAUUAAUAAGAAGAGCAAGGAAGAAGUGGAAGAGGCACAUGUUAUGUUCCGGGUCGUCAGCAGGGUUAGGGAGCUCUGCACACACAAUCUCGUCAAUAUGAAGCGCCUGAAGAAAACGAUCACGGCCCGCUAA